This is a messenger RNA of Auxenochlorella protothecoides, 2127 nucleotides long. Its product is annotated as putative protein phosphatase 2C 5. The transcript has 7 exons. The record is from RefSeq and is a predicted model, not a curated record. Bases 1 to 2127 code for a protein of 708 amino acids. Gene Ontology annotation, biological process: protein dephosphorylation. Lineage: Eukaryota; Viridiplantae; Chlorophyta; Trebouxiophyceae; Chlorellales; Chlorellaceae. Gene Ontology annotation, molecular function: protein serine/threonine phosphatase activity.
AUGGUGGCUCAGGUGUCCGCCAUCCAGGUGCCUGCCGGAGGUGGCUGGCCCGUCGUGGUGGCCGCACAGGGCGCCGGCGUGCACCGUGGCGAGGAUGUGGCCAUCCUGGAGGCCAACCGCCCCUGGCCCGGCGCGGCGGAGCCCUCCGGGCAUUCCACCGACAGCGCGGCCACAGGUCCCCCUGCAAACGGCCUGGCCAACGGCGGCAGCGCCCACUCCACUCCCCACUCCCACCACCGCCCCGCCGAGGCCACCUACAGCGUCUUCGCCCGCGCGCUGGUGGAGACGCUGGUGGAGCUGAACUGGCUGUUUGCGGGGCAUGGCGUGGUGGCGGGGUGCACCGCCACCAUCGUCCUCCAGGUGGGCUGGCUGCUCACGGCGGCAGGCGUGGGCGACUCCCGCGCGCUCCUGGAUCUGGGGUCCGAAGUGGUGCACCUGACGGAGGACCACCGCGUGGCCAGCCACAAGGGCGAGCGGCGGCGGCUGGAGGGCGCGGGCGCGCGCGUCGCGCCCAUCCACGUCUCGGGGUACGGACCCGCCGCCUCGGCCAACGAGGGCAUCGGGCCCCUCCGCGUGUGGCCCGGCGGCCUCUGCCUGUCGCGGGCCGUGGGCGACUUUGACGUGGGCAAGGUGGUCCUGCCCUUCCCCCACGUCAAGCAGGUCCUGGUCCCAGAGACCGGCGCUCGCCUGUAUGUGGCCUCUGACGGGCUGUGGGACGCGUUCGAGCGCGACACCAAGGUCGCCAGCAUGGCGCGGGCCUGGUCCCCGGACGCCGCGCCGAGCCGCCUGAUCAACGCGGUGCUGUCGCUGUACGAGGGUCUGAAGGACGACACCACCAUUCUCGUCGCCGACCUCCUGCCCCCCGGCCAGACCUUUGCCGACGUGUGCGCGCCGCACACGGCCAUGGCCGCCGUGCUGCGCCAGGGCCAGCGCCUGGCCGCCGCCGACGCCAGCAGGUCCGGGGUCAAGCCCAGGCCCAAGGUGCGUGUGCUGGUGGACGCUGACGUGGCAGGCCUGCUAGGCCUCAUGGCCGCCAAGGGCGAGGCGGUGGGCGCGGGGGGGGGUGCGGCGGAGGACGCCGCCGAGUGGUAUGACGCCAAUGUCGGGGCGGAGCUCAUCCGAGUGACGGAGGAGGCGGCCCAGGAGUGGCGCCGCGCGAUGACGUGCCGGUACAACGGGCAGUACGUUCCCGAGCCCGAGCCCUCCACGCGCUGGGCGCGAGGCUUCCCCGUGGCCCUCCGGGACGCCGCGCCUGGGGAGGCCGCGCCCAAAGACGGCGGCGACGAGGGCGAGGCGCCCUCCCCCGCCAUGUCGCGCAGCGUGUCCACCUUCUUCCGCAGCUCCGUGGCCCAGGAUGGUGACGACUACGCGGCCAAGUUCGGGCACUACAAGACGGUGCCCGGCCGCGGCGGCGGCACCCGGGCCGCCGGCGCCGGCCACGGCGCCGAGGUGGACGGCAGCACCUCGGUGCGCGUGCGCACGCCGGCGCAGGCGCCGCCGCCGCCCUCGCCCAGCGCCAGCAACCCCAGCGUGCACGUGGGCGCCGCGCGCGCCGGGGCGCGCGCCGGCGUCGCGCGGGGCUCCCCGCUUGAGCGCAGCGCCUCCAGCUCCAUCGGCGAGGGCACGCCACCCGGGUCGCAGGACCCCUCAGUGCGCGUGGGUAGCCCGCUGUCGGGCCCUGGCGCGCACGGCGACGAGGAGCCGGAGGGGCUGGCCCUGCUGGUGGCGCGCGAGUCGUCGCGCGACAACCCGCGCGUGCACUUCGGGCGCCAGGACUCGCUGCAGGAGGCCGGCGGGGGGGGAGUGAUGCCGCCACCGGCAGAGGAGGGGGAGGAGGGCACGCGCCGGCGCGGCGCGCCAGCUGGCGCUGGACCCUCCUCGCCGCCGCUGGCGGGCCUGAGGCCUGUGCGCGUCGUCCGGCGCCAGUCGGGCACGCUGACGUUGGAGCCCGCGCCCUCGCCCCAGCUGGCGGCGCCGGGCACGAGCUCGCCGCGCGACAUCGCGCUCAGCGGCGGCGCCUGGGAGCAGGGGCGGGACGCCUCGCCCUGCACCCCGGAUGUGGCGCUGGACGCCGCGCUGGGGAGCAGCGGGUCGCGCUCCAAGAUGCCGGUCAUCCUGGAGGCGUGA